AUGGCCAAAUUCAAUAAAGCCCCACUAAUGAACGACGGUGAUGGGCUUCUGGCGUAUAGCAUAGUGCAAAUCUCAGUUCGAAUUGGAUCCGUUGGAGUUCAGUUUAUCACCUACAAACAACGUACCGGAGACUAUCGCACAAUCAAACGGUGCAAACUACGAGGUGGACAACGUGUAACUUGGCCGAAAGGUGUGGAAGAGAUGAAACCAAGGAAUUUAAGGAUGGCUGAGAAGUUCAGCAUGGGAGGAUCAUCCAGAGAACUGAACUUAGGCCCGCUAUUACGAGAUAAGAAGCACAGGCGCAGCUCUACUUCUACGGUCUUCCCACAGACUCUGACAGCUGAAGCUUGUCUGAGCAACAUAGUCCCUAUGUUACCGCAUCAACAGCGACAUACCGUGGAUGAGACCACCUUCUGGAUCCAAGGACUGCAAUGGUAA
Molecule: messenger RNA, 438 nt
Organism: Opisthorchis viverrini
Lineage: Eukaryota; Metazoa; Platyhelminthes; Trematoda; Opisthorchiida; Opisthorchiidae
Exons: 4
Coding region: 1-438 (145 amino acids)
Source: RefSeq, a predicted model, not a curated record